Messenger RNA from Periophthalmus magnuspinnatus, 4755 nucleotides. It is a transcript of the gene lats1, whose product is annotated as large tumor suppressor kinase 1. The coding region runs from base 205 to 3390 and encodes 1061 amino acids. The record is from RefSeq and is a predicted model, not a curated record. Lineage: Eukaryota; Metazoa; Chordata; Actinopteri; Gobiiformes; Gobiidae. Gene Ontology annotation, molecular function: ATP binding; protein serine/threonine kinase activity. Gene Ontology annotation, biological process: regulation of organ growth; G1/S transition of mitotic cell cycle; peptidyl-serine phosphorylation. The transcript has 8 exons.
GCAGUGUUGGGGCUUGACACUGUUGUACUUGUCAUUCAGACAUCCCAGGAAUUCAACAACACCAUAAGCAACCAGCUCGGAAUAACAAGGGCAUUUUAACUCACGAGCGGGCUCUAUGCCCCGAGAGAGACAAUGAUCUUAUAAUCUUUGUGUUAGAUCAUCUCGGAAAUCACUGAGAGGAGACAACUCGAAGGCUACGGACCAAUGAGACCCAAAAUGUUUCCCACAAACAACUACAGCGGCAACAGCCAACAAAUGCUGCAGGAAAUCCGAAACAGCCUUCGCAACAUGACAAAACCUUCUGACCCACCUAAAAUGGACAUGAGCUGUGCUGGGAAAAUGCUUUUGGAAGACUCGAGGCAGCAGGGUCGUUCCAGUAACCCUAAAAACGCACACCACAAGGCUCUACAGGAGAUCCGAAAGUCUCUGCAGCCCUUUGCUAAUGAACCCAGUCAUCCCUCAGAAAAACACAUGUCUAUGGAUCCACCGUGGGCCAGUUUUGAGGAGCCUUGUCACAGUCGCAGUAUGGGGGGUUUGGAUUACAUGAGUAAGGUGAGCUACCAAGAGUCAAUGAGGGAACAGAUGGCUGCUGCCAACUCCAGCGGCUCGAGCCUGAAAGCCUCAGGCUCAUCCCACCUUCAGCAGCCAGUCCUGAGGAGGCCUAGCUGGAAGGGGUCUCGAGAAUCCCUAACGCCCCGACACGGCCCACUGAUGGCAGACGGAUUGUACCGCUCCGACAGCCCUGGACCACCUUCUGCUUUUCCACAGGGCCACCCUGCUAACAACCAGAGAGUGAACCCCCCUGUCCCCCCUCAGGUGCGCAGCGUCACCCCUCCUCCCAACCGAGGUGGCAUGCCUCCUGCACCAUCCUGGGACAACCCAUCCACCAAACGUUACUCUGGCAACAUGGAUUAUCAUGUGCCACGCAUCUCGCCAGUGCCUCAGGGGGCGUGGCCUGAGAGCUACUCGUCCUCAGCUCCUCAAAAUCAAAGAGGCAGCCACCAGCCAAUCAUAAUGCAGAACACUGGCCCCAAUAAGUUUACCUUUCCUUCCUGGUCACAGAAUAACAACCCGCAGUCAGAUUACCAUUCAGGAAGCAGACAGCCACCACCACCUUAUCCCGUCAGCCAGUCCAGCCGCCACAGCCCCACAGACCAGACGGGAGGUCCAGCAUCGUCCCCGUCUUACGUCAACGGGGGUAAUCUUCCUCAGUCUAUGAUGGUACCCAAUAGGAACAGCCACAAUUUGGACUUAUAUGGAGUAGGCCAUCCCCAAACGUGGUCUCAGGCCCCGUCCAACCAGCUUCAGUCAUCGUCGGGGAGCAGCAGUAACCAGGACCUCUCUCCAUCAUGGCAGAACAUCCCGGUCCGCUCCAACUCCUUCACCAACCCUAAUCUGAAUGGUAGGGCACAUUCCUCCAACUCCCAGCCUUCCACCACAACCGUUACCGCCAUCACCCAAGCCCCCAUCCAGCAGCCCAUCAAAAGCAUGCCUGUACAAAAGCCAGAGCUCCACACUGCAGUUGCCCCCACCCACCCCCCUUGGGCACAACCGCCUCCUCCCUCUCAAGCAACACCUGCGUACCCCGAACCUACGCCGCCCAUACCGCAAAUAUCAGUAGUACAAGAAGCUCCGAGUUACCAAGGUCCACCCCCACCCUAUCCAAAACAUCUUCUACAGCAAACGGCCACCCCAAGUCCACCUGCCUAUGACCCGGCGGCAGGUAAAGCAAUUUCGGCUGAAGACGAGGGGAUUUCUGGAGACACACCAAGGGAUAAAGCGUCGGAAUAUGGGGAAAGCACAACAGAAAAGGAGAAAAAGCAGAUAACAACAUCGCCCGUUCCCUUAAGGCGCAAUAAGAAGGACGCAGAGAGGAGAGGCGAGUCCGGAAGAGUGGCACUGUACUCCCCACAAGCGUUUAAGUUCUUUAUGGAACAACACGUGGAGAAUAUCCUUAAGAACCACCAGAUGAGGAUCCGCCGCAGGAAGCAGCUGGAGAGUGAGAUGCAAAGGGUGGGAUUGUCCCCUGACGCCCAGGAACAAAUGCGAAUGAUGCUGUGCCAGAAAGAAUCCAACUAUAUCCGACUAAAACGCGCCAAGAUGGAGAAGUCCAUGUUCAAGAGGAUUAAGACCCUCGGCAUCGGCGCGUUUGGUAAGGUUUGUUUGGCCCGGAAAGAGGACACAGGCGCACUGUAUGCCAUGAAGACUCUCCGAAAGAAGGACGUGCUCUUACGAAACCAGGUGGCCCACGUCAAAGCAGAGAGGGACAUUCUGGCCGAAGCUGACAACGAAUGGGUUGUUCGUCUCUACUACUCCUUUCAGGAUAAGGAUAACCUGUACUUUGUUAUGGAGUACAUCCCAGGAGGAGAUAUGAUGAGUUUGCUGAUCCGACUGGGCAUCUUCAGAGAGGAGCUGGCCCAGUUUUACAUUGCAGAACUCACCUGUGCUGUCGAGAGUGUUCACAAAAUGGGUUUUAUUCACAGAGACAUUAAACCAGAUAAUAUCCUCAUAGACCGGGACGGACACAUCAAACUCACAGACUUUGGACUCUGCACUGGUUUUCGCUGGACACACGACUCCAAGUACUAUCAAAGUGGUGACCAUGUGAGGCAGGACAGCAUGGACUUCAGUAAAGAGUGGGAGGACCCCUCAAACUGUCGCUGCACUGACAGGUUAAAACCACUGGAGCGGAGGAAGGCUCGGCAGCACCAGAGAUGUCUAGCUCAUUCGUUAGUGGGGACACCCAACUACAUAGCUCCUGAAGUUUUGCUAAGAAUUGGAUACACUCAGCUGUGCGAUUGGUGGAGCGUUGGUGUCAUCUUGUAUGAGAUGGUUGUCGGGCAGCCUCCAUUCUUAGCUAACACACCUAUGGAAACGCAGCUCAAAGUGAUCAACUGGAAGAGUACACUGCACAUUCCGCCGGCUGCCAAACUCAGUCCUGAAGCUUCAGACCUCAUCAUUAAACUGUGCCGUGGACACGAGGACCGAUUAGGGAAGAACGGCACGGACGAAAUCAAAGACCACCCGUUUUUUAAAAGCAUUGACUUCUCGAGCGACCUUCGACAGCAGGGGGCACCGUAUGUCCCGACAAUAGCCCAUUCCACUGACACAUCUAAUUUUGAUGCAGUAGAUCCAGAUAAACUGUGGAGCAAUGACAGCGAUGAUGAGGACAACCAUAACGAUACUCUGAACGUCUGGUUUAGGAACGGAAAACACCCCGAACACGCGUUUUAUGAAUUUACUUUUAGAAGGUUCUUUGAUGACAAUGGCCACCCCUAUAGCUGCCCCAAACCAAUCCAGUAUGAGGAAGAUGAGGCCGAGGGAGAAGGGAGUGCGCAAGAGGUGGUCAGUGAAUCUGCUGCUCAGGGGCGGGACAUGGUCUAUGUGUAGUCUUGGAUUAUAAUGUACAUAGUCUAUUAUAGACUUUUAAGGAGGACGUAUUGAUGUAGGAAGAAAGGCAGCACUAAAUAUCGAGUAAAUAUCGAUGGGUAACAUUUUUAAACCCCUAAUGAAAAAUGUAGUCUUUGUAGAAGAUUUGUUUUGCAUUUUGUACCUGCCCUUUGCCCUAAAGAAUGUCCCCUGUGACUGGAUUGAAGUAGUUGUUUACAUUGUAAGCAUAGCCUGAAUUGUUUCCCCUUCAUAUCACAACCAUAUACUAAUGUGCUGUGUAAAUUGUUCUGCAUGUAUACAUUUGUUAGACACUUAAUUUAUUUAUUGUACAUUUUUACAAAAUCAUAGUGCUGUCGGGGUCUUUGUUGUAAACAUUUUUGAAUACUUGCCUUAAUUUAUAUUUUGAAUGUUUUAAUUGGGAUUUGAUUAUGUGGACAGAUUUUAAGAAACACUUUUCAUGAUUGCUGUGUAUUUUUUAUUCAUCUUCCACCAAAUAUAAAAGGGUAAUAAUCAGACUGGCAUUGUAAUAGUUGUAGAUGAUUAAGAUAGUUGUUUUUAUUUUUUUUAUUUAUACCUAAAUGUAUUUAUAAAUUAUGUUGUAAAGAGCUGUAAAUAUUUUCUUUAGGCUUGUUUUUUGUAGGGCAGGCCCUUGUUGGUAUCUACUGCUGCUGCCUUCUGCAAUUGAGAUGAGACACUAAACUAUUAUGGAGCACAUCUUCAACUGUCACCAUGUUAAUAGGUCACACUUUCUGACUUUUCUUUACUUUUUGGUUUCUGGUUUAGGAUUGUUAGGCCAUUAAAUAAAUGUCUAGACUGCAUUGGUGGAUUAAACCUGAACUACAAAAUCCUGUACGGAGUACCCAGUAGCAACCAAUAGUAACUGCACUGUACUGGCAGUGUAUUCAGAACAGGUUAGUAUAUCAUAAUUGGGUACACAAUUUUGGUUCUCAUGUCACUCUGUCUAGAUUUUUGUUUGUAAUUUGAUUCGCAGUCACAUUCCAUUUGAAUGCUUUUCUUUUCGACCAAAGCACUAAACAGGUGUCUUGUUCAAACACUUCUCUAUUCAAACAUGUUUCAGACACUUUUCUAAAAUAGGGAAUUCAGGCCAUGUUAUUUUUUCUUGGUAUAGAACAGUUGGCUAAAGGAUCUACAUUUUGAAUAGGCUGCUGGUAGGUUACUUUGUCUCCGCAUCACUAUUAUGAUGUAUUUUUAAUGUUUUAGAAAUCUCUAAAAUGUUGUACACUAAUGGAGACCACUGGCAUUGUGCACUGAUUUUCUGUUAUGAGAGAAUUUUAUUUUUGUGUACAUCUGGGAGGCUAAGACAGGGCAUCAAGGGGGAAAUAAAGAUAAUGAAUGUUAAGAACU